AUGCAAGAGCUCACCAGUGUACUGCAGUAUUACGUUGCGAAGAAGAUCUCCGAGGACCGCCAAUGGGCUGGUAUAGAGGUCGUGCUUUCUGGUGCAGAAUCGCCUGGCGAGGGCGAGCACAAGAUUAUGGAGUACAUCCGUACUAUGCGCGAAUCUGGUCGUAUGCAGCCCAACACCCGUCACUGUGUGUACGGGCUGGACGCCGAUUUAAUCAUGCUUGGGCUUGUGACUCACGAGCCGCACUUUUUCCUUCUCAGGGAAAAAAUCGACUUUAGCAGUUGGAGAAAGAAAUCUGGGCCACGAGUGGCCACGUCACUGGAUACGGCCGUGUUUGGCGACUUUGAGCUCUUAUCAAUCGGCGUGUUUCGCGAGUAUCUCGCCUCAGAGCUUGGCGCGGACAACAACUCUAAGUUGCCGUUCUUUGACGUGGAGCGCGUCACAGACGAUUUCGUCUUCAUCGUUAUGUUGAUUGGAAACGAUUUUCUUCCUAAUCUCCCAACGUUGGCCAUUGCUGAUGGAACUCUCAAUGUAAUGCUCCAUUUGUACAAAAGGGCUCUGCCGAGAAUGGGGGGUUAUCUUACUCAAUCCGGCAAGAUUGUCCCGGAGCGCUUGGAGUAUUUUAUAGCAAAGCUAGGAAUGCUGGACAAACUCAUCAUGCGAGGGAAGUUAGAGGCAGAAGAGCAGGCUAAUCGUGGCAGAAAGAAAGGCACCAGAAACACAGCAGUUCAGAACAUGGACCUCGAUGACGUUUUCGGGUUCAAGCACACUUUCGCUAACGGAGAGUCACGGUUGGCUGCUGUGCGCUCCAUGAAGUUAGCUGAGUUAAAGCUUGAGGCGGAAAACAUCAACCGGCGAGUAGCAGACCGUGAACUUGUUGAAAUGAAAACCAACUACUACAGCCAGAAGUUCGGCAAGGACUUUCUGAGCAGUGAUUCCGGGGGACUGCAACUUUUGACGCAGCGCUACAUUGAAGGGAUUUGGUGGGUGUUGAGGUAUUACAGUGAGGGAUGCAGGCACUGGCGAUGGUUUUAUCCAUUCCACUACGCUCCGUUUCCCUCAGAUAUUUCAGGUAUUGGGGCAAAGCUGGCGAAGUACGAGCUUACUACUUUCACGGUUGAUAGACCGUUUCGCCCUCUGGAGCAAUUGUUGUCUGUUUUACCUCCCGUGUCUUCUUGGUGUUUGCCCAAACCUUAUCGUGCUCUCAUGACAAGUGCAGCAUCACCUAUUCGGGACCUAUAUCCCAGUGAGUUCGAAACUGACCUCAACGGAAAGAGAAAUGAUUGGGAAGCUGUGGUCCUGCUCCCGUUUGUGAGUGAAGAACGUUUGUUGAAGGCGAUUACAACAGUCCCGUUGGAAUCCCUUGCUAGAGAUGAGAUCGUCAGAAACAAUCACGGUCCCUCUUUUCUUUACAAGAUGUCUCUGACUUCAAAGGUCGAGCAGUCUUCUCCAUUUGGAACACGGCUACCAUCGUUCGUGAGCAAUGCAAAGAGGACAAACCUGGUCCUUCCGAAGAUACCUUCCGGAAGACCAUUCAGUCCAAGAUGGUUGAAAGGCACUCUCGCACCCCACGCAAAUGAAUCUCUAAAAGAUUUGCCGCACUUAGGUGCUUUUAAACACAGCGGUCGUUUGGCUUUCGUAGGCCUCAACAUUUUUGGCUCACCCAGCCGAAAUGAAACAUAUGUGUUGGAGAUUGACUUUGAUUCAAAUGAUGCGACUGCUGCAUCUAGGAGAAUCGGGUCUAAAAAGACUGCAGAGGCCCUUGGGCUAUCUAUUGAAUCUCCGGUUUGGUUUGGAUACCCUUGGCGCGCUGCUGGCAUCAUUGAUUUCGUUGCAGAUCGCUCUCACAGGAAGACAAUUGGAAACACUCAAGGUAACGGAUUGGGAGCAGGGCAGGUUGCAGCUGUUCAGCAAACAAGCGAAGCAUCGUAUAAAAGGGAUUCCAGUAUACUUUUAUCGAAUUGGCUUCAGAAACAUGGUGUGCAGUUGCCUCCUCCGCAGGAAAUUAUCGGGGUCAAGGUUGACGCCUCAGAAAAUGCUAUAGGUCAGGAGGACAGAGCAAAAGAGGUAACACUUUGCGAUACGCACUUUGUGAGAAGCAGGGUUUCCUCGAAGACUUCCUUAUAUGACUCAAGGAAGAGCUCUGAUGGUUUAAUAGUGGGGCAGACAGUUGUCUAUGUUGGCAGUGGAUCACAUUUCGGGCAAAAGGCAAAAGUUUGCUCACCGAUCCGCAAUGGAGCCGUCAAGGUUGAAUUUGGAAUGGCGGUAUCUUGCGCACGUGAGCCUGCGUUCGGUUAUCGAGUUGUUUCAAUUUCCAGCAAACAGCGAUGGAUGACAAUUUCAAAGCUGUCGGCAACAGUUAAUUUGCCAGUUUCGGUUUUGGAUGCGUUUCUAAGUUCGGUUCUUGUUCAGUUGCAAUCCGGGAGGGAAAAGAUUGAUCUCGGGAUUGGGAUUAAAUACAUCGGACGUGGACUAUAUAUUCCAGGAUAUGCCCGACGAGAAGAAAAGCAUUACUACACGUUUUCAGAGAAGACCAUAGACUUGUUGCGGAGGUAUCGCGAAGCGUUCCCCCUUCUCUUUGAAACUGUGGGCAAAUUCAAGGCGGCGGAAUUGAGGGCAGGGAAUUCUAGGCCUCGCGGAAACAUUGUGUACAAUGCCAGAGAUGUGUUUGGAGCAAGUGGAAAAGCGGAUGAUGCUGCGAGAGCGGCAGCGGCGUGGAUAUCAGUGCAAGAAGUAGCGAAGUUGCCUCUAGUCUCUGUCGAUGCACAGGUUUUGCCAAAGGAGACUGUGGCCGAGCUGGAGAAACACGGCAGUAUAGUACUUGCGUUACAAGACGAGUAUACGGCGUCGGUGGGGAAUGUUGACGUUUCGAAACGAUGCAGAGAAGUAGCUCCAGAGGUGUUAGUGACUGGAAAUGAAGGGUUAGACUGGGGUCAGAAUUUAAGCAGUGGAAGCUUUACAGCUAGCGCACUUGUACCUUCAAACGCAUAUGGAUUGAGGUUGGGAGAUCGAGUGGUGAAUCGAAUGGGAUUUGGAGGGGUACCGUUUGGACUACGCGGAACUGUUGUAGGGAUUCAUCCGCCUACUGGAACAGAAGGUUUGGAACGGAGCAAGGACAAUGAAAUGACGGGGUGCACUCUGAUUGAAGUGGUAUUUGACGAAGGUUUUAUCAGUGGGAGUAGCCUAAGCGGGAGAUGCAGUGACGGACGUGGGAAGGCGGUGCCAGCGCAGAGUUUAUUCAUCACCCGGCCCGACAGAGAAAAUCAAUUCUACGUGAAGAACUACGCUCGAAUGGCAGCAAAAACUGCAGUGACAAUGAAAAGAAACGAAAAGGAGAACGCGGCGACAAAGGCGAUCUCGGUGGCGAUUGCGAAGGCAUCGGUGAUAUCAUAUGCGGAUGCACUGUCGAAGAAGGGAUGGAAUGGGAAGGCGAGGUUGACGGCGGAUGCCGCAGGCUUUGUGCCCGAGGCGGUAGCUUCGUACAAGUCAGUGGAAGGUGGACAGGCGUGGCAGGGUAUGACAAAAACAGUGGCGGCCAAAGCGAUGCAUGAAGUCGGGUCCGGCACUUCGUUGCCCCGGGCAGGGCCGCGGGACACUGAGAGGCAUGGGGCGAACAGAGGGGGGGGACGGCAGUGGGUGCAGGGGGCGGCGAGUGUCGGGCGAGGAACACAGAUGAAGAGAGAUAUCGGGCGACUGGAAGGUAACGGACCAAGCGGCGUAGAUGAAGCGGCUGCAGAGGCGGCGCGCCUUACAGCUAUGCUGAAGAAGGAGCUAGGAAUUUCGGCGAUGGGAGGUGAUGAGAUGGUCGGCAAGGCAGUCGUAGGAGAGAUGGAUAGGAAGACGAAAACGGUUAAUGGGGAAGAGGGGACGGAGAAGGAUGAUUUAGUUGUGAUGUGGGAGCAGCUGCAGCGGGAGGCGGGGGGAAUGUAAUGGACUAGCGACGAGAGGGGUGUAAUGGUGGAUUUAGGGGCUGAGGAUUGCGCUGAUCCGCGCCGUUGGUGUUAGGAGUGGCACGUGGACCCGUAUGCACACGUGUGUGCAAUCUCAGGGUUUUACCGUAGCUACCAGAAUGUACUUCCCUCUCCCUCGGUAGGAGAAAGAGUAUCAAAUUUGUGAGGCGCUGGUAACAUGCAUCGCCAUCCUUCGUUCUCUCUCGUCUGUACCACAGUGAAAACUAUUUCUGU
Messenger RNA from Chondrus crispus (carragheen), 4181 nucleotides. RefSeq lists its product as hypothetical. The transcript has 2 exons. The record is from RefSeq and is a predicted model, not a curated record. Lineage: Eukaryota; Rhodophyta; Florideophyceae; Gigartinales; Gigartinaceae. The coding region runs from base 1 to 3927 and encodes 1308 amino acids. Gene Ontology annotation, molecular function: 5'-3' RNA exonuclease activity; RNA binding. Gene Ontology annotation, biological process: nuclear-transcribed mRNA catabolic process. Gene Ontology annotation, cellular component: nucleus.